AUGAAAAGUAUCCGCCAAACUUUGUUAGAUGCUGGUAUUACUUACGAAAUGCUGAAGACAAAGCACUCUGGAACUUUGACCAAAAAAGGCCAUGUAAUCCUCAACCACCAUCUUCAUAUUAGUUACUACGGUCGUAUUAGUAUUGGUACACCGCCGCAAGAUUUCAAAGUUAUUUUUGAUACUGGUUCUUCUGAUCUAUGGGUACCAUCAAAACAAACCCGUGAGGAUUAUAAUUGUAAAAUCCUCAAAAAAUAUGAUCAUUCCAGGUCCAGUACUUAUAUUGCUAAUGGAAAUCCAUUUAAUAUCGUAUAUGGUACCGGUUAUGCUAAAGGUUUCUUGAGUGAAGAUGUCGUAACUGUGGCCGGUAUUAAAGUUAAAAAUCAAACUUUCGCUGAAGUUUGUAAUGAACCUCUUCGUCUCUAUUGCGCUAACUAUGACGGAAUCUUGGGAAUGGGUUACAGACUAAACUCUGCUACAAACAGCAACCCUGUUUUCACUAACAUGAUACUACAAGGUCUCGUCAAGCCAAUAUUUUCUUUCUAUAUUAACAGAGAGAAAGAAGGCCCUAUAGCAGGCGAACUCAUCCUCGGCGGUUCUGAUUCUAAGUAUUACAGAGGGAAACUCAAUUACGUUCCAGUUAGCGUAAUAGGUUUAUGGCAGUUUGCAAUAGAUGGGGGUAAGAUAGCAUCUGGUGAAUCAUUUUGUAUAGGAGGUUGUCAAGCUAUUGCCGAUACUGGCUCUUCACUAAUUUUUGGACCUCCAAAAGAUAUUAUACCAAUUUUAUACGCGAUCGGAGCUGAUCCUCGUGAUCCUAACGGGGUCGUUGACUGUAAGACUAUCAGCUCUUUACCCAUCAUUACCUUCACUAUUAACAGAGUUGAUUACUCGCUUAGUGGUGAACAAUAUAUCUUACAGUUAACCCAAGAUGGAAGAAAAGAAUGCUUCAGUGGCUUCGCAUUUUACAAUGGUCCCCAAAAUUCUGUGUUGACCCUUGGUGAUAUAUUCCUCCAUGCCUACUACACCGAAUUUGACAUGGGCCUGAAUAGAGUUGGUUUCGCCAAGACUGUUAAAAGCAAAUAUAAAUAUUAG
Trichoplax adhaerens is the source of this 1089-nucleotide messenger RNA. RefSeq lists its product as uncharacterized. Gene Ontology annotation, molecular function: aspartic-type endopeptidase activity. NCBI's taxonomy places the organism in Eukaryota, Metazoa, Placozoa, Uniplacotomia, Trichoplacea, Trichoplacidae. Gene Ontology annotation, biological process: proteolysis. The record is from RefSeq and is a predicted model, not a curated record. The transcript has 8 exons. The coding region runs from base 1 to 1089 and encodes 362 amino acids.